This is a messenger RNA of Saxophila tyrrhenica, 948 nucleotides long. RefSeq lists its product as uncharacterized. Gene Ontology annotation, cellular component: nuclear pore transmembrane ring; nuclear outer membrane. The transcript has 2 exons. Gene Ontology annotation, biological process: protein import into nucleus; spindle pole body duplication. The record is from RefSeq and is a predicted model, not a curated record. The coding region runs from base 1 to 948 and encodes 315 amino acids. Lineage: Eukaryota; Fungi; Ascomycota; Dothideomycetes; Mycosphaerellales; Extremaceae.
AUGUCGACUACUGCUCUGGUCCGCUCGUCCUCCUCCUCCAACAGCUUGACAGUACAAAAGCCGGCGACACCAGCGACGACCUCACCCAUUACCCUCCCCAAGCUGAACCUGACGCCCAGACAAAUCUCAACACCCACCGGAACACCGCCUUCACAACAACCCUCUUCCCCCGCCACACCAGGACGAUGGCAGCACCCGCGCAUGGACGAGGUCAUCAGAAGACAAAGCGCCUCUAACUUCGAUAACAGCAAUGUCCGCACCAUCGGCGUCAACCUCGUCGUGCUCCUCCUCAGCGUCUGGCUUCCUAGCCUCAUCCCCACCUCCUUGACCGCCCCCCUCCGGCCCUACGAUACCUACACCCUCCUGACCCUCCGCCUCCUCAUCGUCGCCAACAUCUCCCUCGCCUUCACCCCUCUCUUCCGCAAACCCGACCUCUGCGAAGACAUCCCCCUCGACCCCACCCAACGCUCUCGACUCGGCCUCCCACCUCUCAACCGCCCCGCCACACCCGCCGAGCAAGCACAAUACAUCACACCGCCCCGCUACUCCCGCUCCAACACCCCGCGCAGCAACAGCGGCAGCCCCUACAGCCUCCGCGCCCAAGCGAGCGGGAGUCCCUUAAGCGGCUACGGCACGCCCAUGUCGCCUUUCGGAUCUGGUGGACAGGGGCAGAGGAGAGCCAGCGGGUCGCCGAUGACGCCUUCGGGGACGCCUUCGAACGCUGCAGCGGCGGGGAGGAGGUUGAGCUAUAAUCCAAGGGGGUCGCCGUUGAGUUUGAGUGAGUUUGAUCCGAGCGGGACGCCGACGAAGGUGGGGAACCCGCGGGCGAGUGUGGGGUUAAAUAGUAAGUGGCUUUAUGAGAAGGGGAGGGGGAGCCCGACGGGUGGGAGUGGGGUGGGUGGAGGCUUUGGGGGUGGAGGGUGGGGGACGGGGAGUGUGUUUUCGUGA